AUGCUUAUGGUAGACCAAGCCACGGUAAAGGUCGUGGAGCUCAUGGCCCCCAAAUCAUCGAAGCGGGACGCCCAGCUGCUACAUGGCCAAUUAGUGAGCGGACAGAUAUUUUCCGGCUUUAACCUGGAGGGCCGUGAGACCAUCUGGAGUAAUUUGCGUAUCAUUAGCGGCCUGAUACCAUCCCUCUACACCUUCUUCGAGGAUCUCAAGUAUCUGGAAGCAUGUGCAGGCAGCAUGAGACACUUGGUUAUGCCGUCUCCAAAACACACGAUGCGCAGCGCCUUGAACAAUAUUUUUUUUGGAACGAACCAACUCGUCAUCCAGGAGGCCCACUCCACAUAUUCUACACAGUUGGGGAAGUGCUCGAAGAAUUGGCACUUUACGUAUCCCCAGUUAUGGUUGUUCACUAUGCGGGACUAUCCUGGUUUGCCUGCUCCUCGGGAGGUGAAGACGAAGAAGAAGAAGAAGCUUCUAGCGAAGGCUAGGACGCCAAAUGCCAAUGAAGUUAAACUGUCUGACUUUGCAGUUCUUGCUGACAGGCUACGGUUUAAAAGCGAUGAGAUAUCGGCGUUAAUGCGACGGUCCUCAGACAGAGAGAUUGCGCGUGAUGCAUUACUAAGAGCGCGAGAUCAGGAUCACUAUGAUUACAAUGAUGGAGACAUUGACUCUCAUGUCGAACAAAUCUUGGGAUUGUUUGCAACCGCCAGACCUCGCAAUACUGAUCAGUCAUCUCCCGCUCUCGUCAGUGACGGUCCGGACGCGGCGGGGGCCCGAUGUGGGUUUCCCGACGAGGAGGCGCAUGCGAGAGAUAGAAAGUUUCUCUAUAUAAGCAACCUCCACGCAGACCAAGACGAGCAAGGCGAGAGCAUCACGUCAUUUUUCGUGCGCAGGUCUGUAUACUUUGCAUUCUUUGGUAGGUUGGAGGAGACAAGCACACCCCGUUCUAACCCUGCACCACCACCCAAUUCUGGGGCGGACCAGGCGGCAGCACCAGAGGCAGGUCUCGACACAGAGCAGGAGGGGCUCAGACAGAACAGAGUCGAGGAGGAGAGGCUUGACCGAGAACGGUCUGAACUGGCCCCGCUGGAACAGGAGAGGCAGGUAUCAGAGGUGAAUGGUGAUAGCAACGACUCAUUCCAAGUACCAGAGAGGGAUCAGAGGCGGAACACACAAAUUGACCUUGAGGGAAUCAUUGCAGGUGGACUCGCCAGCACCCUUGAAGAUACCGUGGACCCACCAGAUCGCCCUGGAGAGCAGGACCCGAACAGUCAACUGCAGGUAGUAGCCCCUUCCCCUUCCGAGGUCCGCAUUGAGUUUAAAAUUCUGGAGGGAGAGGUAUGGAAGACGGAUCGAAGUCUUCUGGUGAACCCUUUUGAACCUUCCGAGGUAGAGCGGGUAGCGAAGAAAUACAUGAGAAAGGGAAUCAGGCCAUUUGAGUUACUACUCCCACGAACAUGCUUCCAAGCAGUAACUACGGAUGGGACAAACACAAUACUAUUGAUCCAGGAAGAUGAUACCCAUGUUAAUAACCAGCUUGUGGUGUUUGAACCGACACCUGAUGCGGAUCCUUUUGGAGGCAGUAGGCCAAAGAGGAGUCGACAUUAA
Messenger RNA from Pseudogymnoascus destructans, 1605 nucleotides. RefSeq lists its product as uncharacterized. NCBI's taxonomy places the organism in Eukaryota, Fungi, Ascomycota, Leotiomycetes, Thelebolales, Thelebolaceae. The transcript has a single exon. The record is from RefSeq and is a predicted model, not a curated record. Bases 1 to 1605 code for a protein of 534 amino acids.